CCGCCAGUCCCCCGGCGGCGGGCGCGGCAGUGUGGAGCUGCGCGGCCAUGAGCAGUAAGCUGGGCCGGUGGCUGAAGGGGGGCGGCCCCGGCGGGGCGCGGAGUCGGCGUGGCCCCACGCCGCAGGAGGCCCUGGCGCGUCUGCGGGAGACCGAGGAGAUGCUGACCAAGAAGCAGGAGUACCUGGAGAGCCGCAUCGCGCGCGAGCUGGCCGCCGCCCGCCAGCACGGCACCCGCAACAAGCGCGCUGCUUUACAAGCACUGAAGAGAAAAAAGAGGUAUGAAAAGCAGUUGACCCAAAUUGACGGGACACUUUCAACCAUUGAGUUUCAGCGAGAAGCAUUGGAAAAUUCCUAUACCAAUACAGAAGUAUUAAAGAAUAUGGGCUAUGCUGCCCAAGCAAUGAAAAAAGCUCAUGAAAAUAUGGACCUAGAGAAAAUUGAUAACUUGAUGCAAGACAUCACUGAACAGCAAGAUGUGGCACAGGAAAUCUCAGAAGCUAUUUCAAGCAGAGCUGGAUUUGCUGAUGAGUUUGAUGAGGAUGAGUUGAUGGCAGAGUUGGAAGAGCUGGAGCAAGAAGACCUUAAUGAUAAAAUGUCUAAUGUCAGAUUGCCAAGUGUCCCAUCUACCUUGCUGCCUUCUCGCCCUGCAUCCUCCAGGAAAAGAGUGGAAGAUGAUGAUGGUAUGAAGCAGCUGGCAGCUUGGGCUUCUUAAUAGCCCCAACUUUUAUAAUGCAGAACACUACAAUACAGGUGUAUAAAAAAAAAAAAAAAAAAAAAAAAUGAAACUAUUUCAUAUACUUAACAAUGCAGCAUGAUUGCAUUUCAUGCAGAUCCAAGUCAAUUACUCUUUUGUUUUUUUAUUUGUAUAGCCAAUUUUUGCUCUGAAGUAAUAAUAUACUUUCUAUAUUUAAAAAAAAAUUAUAAUCAGGCCCUGGCCAGCCUUGUGUCACUUUUACAGUGAAGAAACCAUAAGGAAUAAAAAUAGCUUUUACUGGAUAGUGCAUAGCUGCAUAGUAUUGAUUUGUAAAACAUGAAGGCCCCAUAGCAGACAUGACUGAAAUCCCUGCUAUAAUGAACCACUGAAACUAAUUAGUCUGCAAGACCUAGCCUACUGGUCAGCUUGGUUGCAAGUAUUUGAAAGUCAGUAGAACAGUCAAGUUUAGGUUUCACUCCUAUUACCUGCUUUGAGCACAUUGACUGCUGACAGCUAAAAGCUUCUGCACUCCCUCUGGAUCCACUGCUUGUCAAGAGUUUUAAGCUAGUGUAGUUUAAGGAGCUGCUGCUGUUUAUAGCCACAAGGGUGCUGCUAAAGCAGCCAGGCCACCUGGACUCAAUGCAGUUCUGUUAGCAGAGGAAGCUUUUCUGUCACCAGAGUUGCACAUCCUAAAAUAGCAGAAGCAGAGCUGGCAGAAACUGCCUUCCAUUGGCAGAGCUGUGUUGGAGUUGAGAUGUGAUCUUUACACAUCGUUAGCCAACAUAGCUGUACUGCCAGAACUUUGUAUUAUGUUUCAGGCCUUUAUCCAAGUCCCUACCAAUUUUAAACUGAUCCAGCUAAUUCUGUGGAAGAUCAAGAAUAAAUGGUAACUUGACUCCCAGUUAUAAAAUCCUCCACCCCAUUUUAGCUUUUAAAGAUGUGCCUUGAUUUCUUUGGGCAAUACAGUUUUUCAGGGAAAAUUGCAAUGUAUUUUUAAUGCUGCAAGUGCCAGAGAACUUUAGCUUCUAAGCAUUCCAUUGGUGUAGGGAGACCUGAAGGGAAAUAUUAUUUAAAAGUGUUAACAUUUGAAAUUUUAAGCUAGAAUGUUGUUGUUAGAAUUCAAAUGUUUUGUCUAUGGUAUUAAUGAACAGGAUGUCACAGCUGAUUUUAUUUUUAAGCUAGAAGAACUUACUACACUACGGGCAUAGCUACUGUGCAAUAAACAAAUUUGCUGCACAGUAAAUGUCACACAUCUACACAUGUGCCCCUAUUUGGUUGGAGUAAAUUAACUCUGAAGCAGAAUAGUACUUGUAAAUACAAGUACUAACCUGUUGAAGAGUUUUUUACUGCAUGGCAGCACGCAUGUAGAUGCUGCCCCAGCUUACUGGGGCAUGACGGUACUUCAUUGCGGGGGGCUGCCUGCCAGAUAGGUCUGCACUGAAGCACCCUCAUGCCCCAGCCAGCCCCUCCAAAACACAUUAAGCCAGGGGAAGCAGUCCUGGGCUGGCAGGCUGAUUUCCCCAGGACUGCCCUGCCGGCUGGCGCUGCUCUGACCCGGCUCAAUGUACUGCAGUCCUGGGCACAUGUUCAAACGGCACGCCUGGGAGCAACUAGCUCCACAUGCAAUUAAUGUACAUGAAUAAACUCUGUAUACAAGCCCCUACCUUCUAAGCUACUGCACUAAGAAGAAAUUCAUGCUUAGGACACAGAGCAAAAAUAGCAUGCCACUUUGUCAAAAUACAUUUUGAUUCUAAAUUAGACCUGAUGUUGGUAUUAGUACUUGUUGUCAACCUUAGUGAAACAGUAAACAAAUAGUUGUAUUGUGGGACAUUCUAGGGUGUUAGAAAUCAGAAUAAUAUCAAUCUAGGUUUCUAGUUGUAAUUCAAAUCAAUUGAUGGUUGAACCAAUUGGGGAACACUGGAAGUGUCAGGUUAUCCUUGCCUCAUUGCAGCAACAGAAAAAUUGAUCACUUGAUUCUAUAGACAUGAUCCUGUAAUAUGCAGAGCACUUGGGUCCAAAUCCAUUAAAAGACUUCAGUGAGCCUCCUUGGACAGGAUACAAAACCUUGUGAGACUAAGCUCCUAUUAAUGGAAUGAAUUCUGAAAUUACAAAUACUGAGGAGGUGAUUUCUUCCUUGCAGUCGGGUCCUAAUAUGAGUCCAUUCUUUUAACCGGACUUGCUUCUAAUUUAUACCAGUGUUAAUGGAGAAUUGUAUCCUGCCUAUUAGACUAGUUACGCUGGUAUGGCAAAGUGGGUAAGCAAUGCAACUCUGUUCCAGUGGGGAGCACCAGGAAGACCUUCCUUUUCUGGAAUGAAUCAAGAAGAAGAAAGACACAUUCUUUAGGUCUUUAUUUUAAAAGCUGGAUUUUAAAACCUGCUUUUACAUUUAACAUAUAAUUCUGACUGUCAGGAAGAAAUUACUAUGUUAAUGUAGUUAUAUAUAAUAUAACUGAAUAACAUGUUUUGAGACAAGAUAGAGACUUGGAGGCUUAAUAAGUAAAAGGCUGAAUUGUUCGGUACAUAAUACAUUAAGUUUUGGUUGAAAUAAGAAUCUGUAACUAUGUGAUUUGCAUAAUUGUACAAGUAGACUGUCUGAUCCAUUUCUGUUUAUGCAUUUUGCAUUUGUAAAUGUAAGGCAAGCAAUGUCAAUAGAGUCGCAUGCUUAACUUGGAAAGGCUGGCCUUUAACAUCAGUUCUUUAUCAAAUUAGUUUUCCAUCACUUAGCACUUAUUGUUUUCAGAGCAUUUUAGGUAGCACUUAGCAUAGUCAACUAAAUACAACAUAUACUUUAUUGUACUUUUUUAGAAUUGAAGACCUGGGCUAUUAAUUUCCUUUGGAGAUAGUUAUCCAUGUGAGUCUGAAUUCAGGUAGAAGGUAGGAAAGGGUAGCCCCUUAGGAAAUUUUAGGUGCUGUCCUGUCUUGUGUUUGGCAAUUAAAACAAAACAAAGUUUUUAUCUGCAAAGCUUUCUUUGCUUGCUAUACACCCGCUUCUAUGGAACUGAAAUUCAUUAGAACAUGUUAAGUAAUUGGCAUCUAAUAUUAUCUUUAUCACUUUAGGCAGUCACUGUCACUGUGAUGCCAUGAAAAAAGCACCCCCUGAACUGUGGUUCCUAGGAAUCCCUAACUUCUUUCAAAGGCAAAACCAGUUGAUCAAAGACAGCCAUGUUUUAUUAAAUUAGCAAAAGGCAAUAUGCUGGGCUUUUAAGCCAUUUAUAGACAUUACAUUUUUCUAGGUUUAAUCUAGACUACAGCAGUCACUAUAUACACAUGGAUGUCUGUAGUCCAAAUUAAAAUUGGCUCCAGUCUGAAUUAACUGAUCCUCAUUGAAUGAAGGUUAAAGUUUAAUGCAGACUAGGGCAUGUAUUAAACUGUAUUAAUGAAUACGCAUCUGUGGCAUUGCUUUUAGGAAAAACAGUCCUUAGGAACUCAGAUAAGCACUGCAAAUAUCAAUCUGGGCAAGGGAAGCUCAAUUGGGCUUUUGCAACACAACAGAGGCUAUUGGGCACAAAGUAACAUCUUUACAAAUUUGAAUGUGCCAACAACACCUCGCUCUAAGUAUCUAGUCAAUUACAGGUUCUGGAGCAGCACUUUAGAUAACUGCAACAAUGUAGCAGUGAUUUAAGGCUUAUUAUCAUCUCCUAAUUACUUCCAACCUCUGUUAAGGGGCUGUCAAGUGUAUGGACUGUGUACUGUAUAGCCAGUGCCUCCUGCUAUGAAGGUCAAUAAUAAUCUAUUAAUCCUUGAUUUGACUUGAAAUUUGAUUCAGCGUGGUGCACAUCAACACGGUUUACAAAAUGUUAAACAUGUCUACAAACAGCCUUAAAUACCACAAAUUCUAGCUGUCCUGUCCAGUGUCCCUGGAGGCUACCACAAAUACUCUGUGAAAAAGGAUACGUCUAAACGUAUGUCUAAAAUUUUCCAAUUCUAGGCUAAAGAUGACUUCAGGUCACUGGAAAAUACAGAUCUGUCAUCUUUGUGCAGAACAUUUUCCUAUGGACUGGUCAGAGGACAAUAAAACUUCAAGGACAGUCUUUUUCUGUAGAGUGAGCUACCACAUCAAACCACCAAACUCCAAAUAGGUUCUGGUCUAUCUCCCAGUCCUGUAAAGAAUCAAACAGCUGUAGGUUUUUGAAAUCAACAGGAACUGAUGUGUUCCUGUUGCCCAGGAGGUACUGAGCAGCUUGUAGGAUCAGGCCAUUAACAAUUAACCUCCUGAAAAAUAACUGGAGGCAUAAUCAUACAUGUUUGAGUAGAACAUCCAAGGAUGCUGAGAGUUGGCUUUAUUCAGAAGCAAAGAUGCAUCUGUUAUUAUGAACAUUAGAUGGGUACAAAACACUUCUGUUCACAACUGUUGGAAUGUAGUAUAGGCACUCCUCACUUAACGACCGAGUUCCGUUCCUGCGACUAGGUCGUUAAGCAAAUUGGUCGAUAAGCGAGGAGCCGCCCCUUGAUAUUACAUGCCUUGGCUUGAGACGCCGCGUUGCCGUUUCCACGAUAUGUUUCGUACAAUACCGACUGCUCGGAGAGCUGGUCGUAAGUCCGCACGGUCGUUAAACAGGUAGGUCGUUAAGUGAGGAGUACCUGUACUGACUGGCCAGAAUUGCAGUAAACCUUUUUGAUGCUUUUGUUUUAAUGAGAUGUGCAUCCACAGAUCUCCAGAUUAAACUGAUUUCACAGUUUAAUGACAUUUAUGACCCUAAUGACAUCUAUGGCGCUACAGCCAUUGAUAUAUUUGAAGAGCUACCCCUUUUAUUGGUAAAUUGACAACUGAAACUGUGAUGGCUGCUUUCUUUUGAACAUAUCUCUUUCCUGUGCCAAGCCGGUAUUUGUUCAGCACAAAAACAGAAGGGUUUGAUAGUGUCAACCCACUACUCUAAGUGCAUUAGAAUGGGCACAGCUUACAAACAGGAUUUUAGAAGCAGAUGGAGUGCUAUAGUUGAUUUAUUCUGAAACUUCCUUUUUGAACUGUGUUUAUUUUGGGAACUGUUUUAAUGGUGUUUAAAAGCUUAAUCUUGGUAUUUUCUAAAAGAGAAUUGAUCUUUGAGGGUGAGUGUAAAAGCUAAUUUAUAUUUGUGUAAAUAAAUAUUUGGUGUCCUAA
Molecule: messenger RNA, 5793 nt
Organism: Alligator mississippiensis (American alligator)
Lineage: Eukaryota; Metazoa; Chordata; Crocodylia; Alligatoridae
Gene: CHMP4C
Product: charged multivesicular body protein 4C
Exons: 5
Coding region: 48-713 (221 amino acids)
Biological process (GO): late endosome to vacuole transport via multivesicular body sorting pathway; vesicle budding from membrane
Cellular component (GO): multivesicular body; ESCRT III complex; cytoplasmic side of plasma membrane
Source: RefSeq, a predicted model, not a curated record